Molecule: messenger RNA, 2337 nt
Organism: Lachancea dasiensis
Lineage: Eukaryota; Fungi; Ascomycota; Saccharomycetes; Saccharomycetales; Saccharomycetaceae
Source: the annotation of a GenBank genome assembly
AUGCGGCUCCUUUGGGACUUCUUGCUGGCACUCAAUGAGCUUUCAGAGCUAUCAGAUGACGCAGACCAUCCGGAUUUUAGGAAACCCACAACCAGGGUAGCAACAGCCCAGCUGUUGAUAGCCUCGUGCCUUGGGCUGUUUGCCUUAUUAACAUUUUCUGUACUGCUCAAGAAGAUGCCUAAGCUGUACGCAAGCAGGAUAGGACGAACGCAGACUGCGUUGCCGUCUUGGAAUGACAAUUCAUUAUUUGCCUGGGUUCCUGUUUUGUACAAAAUAAGUGAGAGUCAAGUGCUGGAGUGUGCAGGUUUGGAUGCAUAUGUGUUUCUGGGGUUUUUCAAAAUGAGCAUUAAACUUCUAGCUAUAUGCUGUGGAUUUUCUGUAUGCUUGAUUUCUCCAAUAAGAUAUCAUUACACAGGAAGGUAUGACGAUGGCAAUGACGGCGAUGGCACCUUCAACAUCCUAAAGAAGGCGGAAGAUGGUAUGGGUGAUCCAAAUCCAGAGAGGGCGGAAAUGUAUCUUUGGAUGUAUGUGAUUUUCACUGCCUUUUUCACUUUAGUUUCACUCUACUUGUUGAUUCAACAGACCAAAGUGGUUGUAGACACGAGGCAAUGGUACUUGGGUCGACAAAAUACUUUAACUGACAGAACUAUAAGACUCACUGGUAUACCAGUAGAGCUGCGGGAUGCUGCAGCAUUAAAGGCAAGAAUUGAAGAACUGGAGAUUGGGAGCGUAGCAUCCAUCAGUAUUUGUCGCGAAUGGGGGCCCUUGAAUAACCUCUUCCACUAUCGCAAAAAGGUACUCGAAAAGUUAGAACUGAAGUAUGCUCAGUGCCCAGAAGCACUGCGCGACCCUGAGCAUUUUGAUGAAAACUACAGACUGAGAAGCGACUCCUCCAGAGAAGACCUAGGAGAGAAUGACCAAUACGAUGGUAAUAAUCAGGAUGCAGAAGAUUCAAACCGUCUGUACUCUCACAUCAGGUUGGAAGGCCGUCAAAAGACUCGGACAGGAUUGUUUGGCAUCUUUGGUGAACGUGUGGAUGCCAUUGAUUACUUGGAAAGGCAGUUGAAGUUCAUCGACAAUGAAAUUAUAGAAGCUCGCCAAAAGUCUUAUCCGGCCACGCCAACGGCCUUCGUAACGAUGGACUCUGUAGCAAAUGCCCAGAUGGCUGCACAAGCUGUACUUGACCCUCGCGUACACUAUUUCAUUACACGCUUAGCACCCGCCCCUCAUGACAUCAAAUGGGAUAACGUUUGCUUAUCCAGAAGAGAGAGAUUAACAAAAGUAUGGUCCGUGACAAUUUUCAUCGGCUUUUGCAGCUUUUUCCUUGUUAUCCCAGUGUCUUACCUCGCUACAUUGCUAAACCUGAAAUCUAUAUCCAGGUUUUGGCCACAACUUGGGGAUUAUUUGAAGGAGAAUAGAUGGGCUCAAAAUUUGGUGACUGGCCUAUUGCCCACCUAUUUAUUCACCUUGUUGAAUAUUGGUGUCCCGUAUUUCUACGAAUUUCUGACGUCUCGACAGGGCCUCGUUUCCUAUAGUGAGGAGGAGGUCUCAUUAGUAUCCAAAAACUUCUUUUACAUUUUCGUUAAUUUGUUUUUGGUCUUCACUUUGGCAGGAACUGCAUCUAACUAUUGGGGCUACUUGAGCGAUACUACAAAGAUAGCUUACCAGUUAGCCACUUCGGUAAAAGAAUUUUCACUGUUCUAUGUUGACUUGAUUAUUUUGCAAGGAAUCGGAAUGUUUCCUUUCAAGCUUCUACUGGCGGGAAGUCUUAUCGGAUUCCCAUUCGUGAAGAUUAAGUGUAAAACACCCAGACAAGAAAGAGCACUCAUGAAGCCUCCAAUCUUCAACUUCGGUCUACAAUUACCCCAACCCAUACUUAUUUUGAUUGUUACUCUGAUAUACAGUGUGAUGAGCACCAAAAUCCUGGCGUCAGGAUUAGCGUAUUUUGUGAUUGGGUUUUACGUGUACAAAUAUCAGUUAGUGUUUGCUACCGACCAUUUGCCUCAUUCGACGGGAAAGGUAUGGCCUUUAAUAUUCAGAAGAGUAAUUCUUGGCUUGUUGCUAUUUCAACUCACAAUGGCCGGGACAUUGGCGGGCUUCCAAGGAGGCUGGAUUCUCUCGUGUUUUCUCGCCCCUCUACCACUUAUAACCCUCAGCUUUUUGUGGGAUUUCGAAAAGAAUUACCUCCCCCUCUCGAAUUUUAUUGCACUUAGCUCGAUACGAGAAUAUGAGCGCGAUAAUAGCACAGUUUCAAGCUCAAAUGGAAUGGGUGAUUACCAGUACCCAUACCUCGUUGCGCCCUUGGAACGGCCACUUACAAUUAGCGAAGCUGUGUAA